Messenger RNA from Leptosia nina, 795 nucleotides. The record is from the annotation of a GenBank genome assembly. NCBI's taxonomy places the organism in Eukaryota, Metazoa, Arthropoda, Insecta, Lepidoptera, Pieridae.
AUGGCGGUCGGUAAAAAUAAAGGCCUCUCGAAAGGCGGUAAAAAAGGUGUUAAGAAGAAGAUUGUCGAUCCCUUCACCCGUAAAGAUUGGUAUGAUGUUAAAGCACCGUCAAUGUUCACGAAGAGGCUGGUGGGAACCACCCUCGUCAACCGUACUCAGGGAACAAAAAUUGCAUCCGAAGGUUUGAAAGGCCGUGUUUUUGAGGUAUCUUUAGCCGAUUUGCAAGCUGAUACUGAUGCAGAAAGGUCCUUCCGUAAGUUCCGUCUGAUCGCUGAGGAUGUUCAGGGACGCAAUGUACUCUGCAACUUCCACGGCAUGGAUCUCACCACAGACAAGCUCAGAUGGAUGGUAAAGAAAUGGCAGACCCUGAUUGAGGCUAACAUUGAUGUUAAGACCACAGAUGGGUACCUGUUGCGAGUCUUCUGCAUUGGUUUCACCAACAAGGACUCUUUGAGUCAACGCAAGACCUGCUACGCCCAGCAUACCCAGGUCCGCGCCAUCAGGAAAAAGAUGUGCGAGAUUAUCACACGCGACGUGGCCAGCUCUGAGCUGCGCGAGGUGGUCAACAAGCUGAUCCCUGACUCCAUCGCCAAGGACAUCGAGAAGGCCUGCCACAGCAUCUACCCCUUAAGAGACGUCUGCAUUAGGAAGGUAAAAGUACUGAAGAGGCCGCGUUUCGAAAUCGCCAAACUCAUGGAAUUGCAUGGUGAAGGCGGUGGCGGCAAACGCGGUGAGGCGGGAGAGAAGGGGGAGCGUCCCGAGGGAUACGAGCCUCCAGUACAGGAGAGUGUAUAA